Messenger RNA from Cynara cardunculus var. scolymus (artichoke), 1072 nucleotides. RefSeq names its product ras-related protein RABB1c-like. Gene Ontology annotation, cellular component: Golgi apparatus. The transcript has 6 exons. NCBI's taxonomy places the organism in Eukaryota, Viridiplantae, Streptophyta, Magnoliopsida, Asterales, Asteraceae. The coding region runs from base 221 to 856 and encodes 211 amino acids. Gene Ontology annotation, molecular function: GTP binding; GTPase activity. The record is from RefSeq and is a predicted model, not a curated record.
UAGUUCGUUCUAUUCGCAUCUUUGUUCUAUUUUCUCUAUAAGAAAACCUCAAAUGCAGGAUUGCGUUUUCCGAUCUCCAAGUUUUCUUCUUCAAGAGGAUCACUACCUUCGUUGAGAUUCAUUAACAUUGAUUCGUUAGAAGUCAGUGUUCGAUUUUAGUCGAUUCGAUUUGCUGAUAUUGAAUUUGUUACGUCGAAGAUUCUGAAAGAUCUCAACAAUCAUGUCAUACGCCUACCUGUUCAAGUACAUCAUCAUCGGAGAUACCGGGGUUGGAAAAUCAUGCCUUCUUCUGCAGUUCACAGACAAGCGUUUUCAGCCAGUUCAUGAUUUAACAAUUGGUGUUGAAUUUGGUGCCAGAAUGAUAACAAUUGACAACAAACCAAUAAAGCUGCAGAUCUGGGAUACGGCGGGUCAGGAAUCGUUUAGAUCUAUAACACGGUCAUACUAUAGAGGUGCUGCUGGUGCACUUCUGGUUUAUGACAUCACUAGGAGGGAAACUUUCAAUCACCUUGCAAGCUGGUUGGAGGAUGCUAGGCAGCAUGCAAAUGCAAAUAUGACUGUUAUGCUUAUUGGUAAUAAGUGUGAUCUUGCACAUAGACGAGCUGUUAGUACUGAAGAAGGAGAACAAUUUGCCAAGGAAAAUGGUCUAAUAUUCAUGGAAGCCUCCGCAAAAACAGCACAGAACGUUGAGGAGGCAUUUAUCAACACUGCUGGAACGAUUUACAAGAAGAUUCAGGAUGGAGUUUUCGACGUAUCAAACGAGUCUUACGGGAUUAAAGUUGGAUACGGCGGUAUCCCUGGGCCAUCAGGAGGAAGAGAUGGCACCCCUAAUCAAGCAGGAGCCUGUUGCAGUUAAAAGAAAAGGGCAAACAAGUUAAUGGCUUUGAUCCAAUUCCAAUUCUUUGUGUUCUUUCUGACCACGGCAUUUCUAGCUUUUUCUCCUUUGACUCCCAACAUUCAUGAAUAGAUCGCUCUUUUCUUUCGAUUCUUGCAUAAUCCAACAUAUGUAAAAUUGGUGUCAGCUUGAAAUCAGAUGAAUUGGUAUAUAUAUUUAUUUAUUUUAUUUGUUGAA